AUGCGGGGCCGUCACGUGGCCUUACUGCUGCGGCGGUCUCUGCCCCAAGCGGCGUGUCUGCGAGUCCCUCGCCGGGGGAGUUCGGGGCACCCCGCGUCCAAGUUCGAUGUCUUCCAGAAGUUGAAAGACCCUCCAGAGGAGGGUGAGGAGAAGCCCAAAGCCCGACGGAAGCCUUCUGACAAGGAGAUGCUCAAAUCACCAAGCAAUCAAACCCCAAAGCUUCAGCAAAGCAGAGAUCUCGGCAGCAUGGCGACGCCUGAAGGCGGCGGGGUAGAGCGGCAGCUGCCGAAGAUCUUCAAGACCAGCAUGCUUUGCGCCGGGCAGCCGCUUCAUUUCCACGUCACCCUGCUGGAAGGCUCAGUGUUCUUCUGGAUUGGCGGCCAAGGGUUGGAGGACCUCCAUGUGGCCACGCCAACACGCUUUGACCCGCAGCCCUGCGUCGCUUCUCUCCGGGGUGAGGUAGAUGGUCCCGGUAGCAACUUGGGGCAAAAGCUCUCGAAGCGCUUCGGUCUCCUCGUCUUCCUGAGCUUGAACAUACCCGACGUGGAUCCGGCGAUGUUGCUUGCCGUGCAGAAGGACUCCGAUCUGGUGGUAGCCGAGUCAUGUUCUGCUUUGGCAGAGCUAGCCGUCCAUUCGAGAGCGACGGCUAUGCAGCAUGAGGAUGCGCUAUCCUUGGCUUGCAUCGCGCGAAAAAAAGUGGGCAGGGUGUUGAGGCUGGUGGAUGAGAUCGUUUCCUUGACUCUGGUGGAGGCAGCAGACCUGUGCGAUUUGUGCCAGGAGAAGUUGCAGCCAGCUGACGGCUUGCCUCGGCUACCGUUCCCGCAUCCGGUGGGGAUGUUCCAAGGAGUGGUCGGGGGUGCGAUGCCCAUGGGUGGCAUGCCCGCCAUGCCAGCCGGUAUGCCGCAGGCCAUGCCCCAGGCGGCCCCAGCAGCAGCACCUGCUGCCGCACCAGCCGACGCGGCUGAGCCCGCUGCGGAGGAAGCGCCCAAGGCAAAGAAAGAAGAGAAGAAAAAGGAGACCUACACAGUGAAGCUGGUGAGCUUCGACACAGCGAAAAAGAUCAAUGUCGUCAAGGAGGUCAGGGCGAUCACCGGCGCAGGUCUUAAGGAAUCCAAGGAGCUCGUGGAAUCAGUUCCUAAAGUGCUCAAGAAGGGAGUCCCAGCAGCAGAGGCGGAGGCGCUCAAAGAGAAGGUGGCAGCCGUGGGUGGCGAGAUCGUCCUGGAGUGA
Symbiodinium sp. CCMP2592 is the source of this 1227-nucleotide messenger RNA. NCBI's taxonomy places the organism in Eukaryota, Dinophyceae, Suessiales, Symbiodiniaceae. The record is from the annotation of a GenBank genome assembly.